Leptopilina heterotoma is the source of this 1918-nucleotide messenger RNA. RefSeq names its product obg-like ATPase 1. NCBI's taxonomy places the organism in Eukaryota, Metazoa, Arthropoda, Insecta, Hymenoptera, Figitidae. Gene Ontology annotation, cellular component: cytoplasm. Bases 158 to 1351 code for a protein of 397 amino acids. The transcript is spliced from 11 exons. Gene Ontology annotation, molecular function: ATP hydrolysis activity; GTP binding; ATP binding. The record is from RefSeq and is a predicted model, not a curated record.
GAGGUAAAAUAGUUUUCUGUCACGAAAUGAUAACCGGUUAUUCUGACGUCACACGCAGUCUUGUUACUCAUCGAAUUCCUUCAACACGUUGUGUGCAAUUCUCCUGUGUUUAUAUCAAUUUUAACAGUUAUCUUUCAUUAGGAAUUUAUUUCACAGAAUGCCACCGAAGAAAGUCGAAGAGCCGGAACGGAAGCCUCUGAUAGGCCGUGUUGGAGUAAAUCUCAAGGUUGGAAUUGUAGGUAUUCCAAACGUCGGGAAAUCAACCUUCUUCAACGUACUUACCAAGAGUCAAGCAGCCGCAGAGAACUUCCCGUUCUGCACUAUUGAUCCUAAUGAAAGUCGAGUACCUGUACCGGACGCGAGGUAUGACUACCUGUGUGAAUACUUCAAACCAGUGAGCAAAGUACCAGCAUUCUUGAAUGUUGUCGACAUCGCUGGAUUAGUAAAAGGUGCUGCUGAAGGACAUGGUUUAGGAAACGCUUUUCUUUCCCAUAUUAACGCCUGCGAUGCAAUUUUCCACCUUUGUAGAGCUUUUGAGGACGAUGAUGUGACACACAUAGAAGGAGACGUGAAUCCUGUCAGGGAUUUGGAUAUCAUCAGCGAUGAAUUACGAUUAAAAGAUAUUGAACUUCUCAACGGACAUUUGGAGAAAUUAGAAAAGCUCGUCGUUCGCGGCAACGAUAAAAAACUCAAGCCCGAAUACGAAACACUUCUCAAAGUUAAAGGAAUUCUGGUCGAUGAUAAGAAUCAUAUUAGAUUUGCCGAUUGGAGUGCAAACGAUAUUGAGGUGCUUAAUAAAUAUCUCUUCUUGACGUCAAAGCCGGUAAUUUAUCUGGUCAACCUUUCGGAAAAGGAUUAUAUUCGAAAGAAGAAUAAAUGGCUCAUCAAGAUUAAGGAAUGGGUUGACAAAAAUGAUCCAGGAUCAUCGCUGAUUCCAUUCAGUGGCGCCUUUGAGAAUAAAGUCAUAGAAAUGGAUGAGGCCGAGCAAGCAAAAUACUACGAAGAAUCCAAAGUCACCAGCGCACUGGACAAAAUUAUCAUUCAGGGUUAUAGAGCUCUGCAAUUGCAAUAUUUCUUCACCUCUGGUCAUGAUGAAGUCAAGGCUUGGACAAUUCAGAAAGGAACAAAGGCGCCGCAGGCUGCUGGAAGAAUUCAUACUGAUUUUGAAAAAGGUUUCAUUAUGGCCGAAGUCAUGAAAUUCGAUGACUUUAAAUCUGAAGGUUCAGAAUCUGCUUGCAAGGCAGCUGGAAAGUACCGACAGCAGGGACGAAAUUACGUUGUUGAUGACGGCGAUAUUAUCUUCUUUAAAUUCAACGCCGGUGCAGGUUUAAAGGAUCCGAAGAAAAAGUGAUGGCACGUAUAUUUGGUACCGUUGCUGGUUUAUUUGUACAUCAACAUGAUCUUGCUCUCUUGUUGUACUCAUCGAAAUAUCGGCUCAUCAUCCUAAAAAUUAUUUUCUUAAUUUACAAUCAAAAAAAAAUUAUUAUUCAAAGGAAAUAAUAAUUUUCUUUGUAAUAUUUUUUUUUGCUUUGAAAAAGUAAAUCAAUUAUUUCCUGACAAGAAGAAGGAUAAAGACGACGACGACGACGACGGCGACAACAACAACGAUGAUAAUGAUGAUGAAUAAGGAAAUAUCUACGCAAAUAGUAUGAGCAUCGCUUUCAGUGAGUGAGUGUAUAUAAAUAAUUAACAUUUAUGAAAUUUCUUUUUUUUUACAAUUCUAUUAUAAAGCUUAAAUAGGCGAUAGUUAGAGAUCAUGAAUGAGACAGAGAGAAAGAGAGAAAUGAAGUGAACAUUGAUUUUUGUCUCAUUUUUUGAGAUGGAAAUCGAAAAUAUUUCUAUUACACUCUUCUGUAUUUACUUUACGCUGAGUUGAAUAUAGAUUGACUGACUAAAUAAACACAGUUUCGGAUUUUAA